AUGUCUGAGCCUCUUGCUAGCGGCGAGUACUACAUCGAAGCCGGCGAUUACACUGGAGGAUCGUUCUCCAGCCGCCCUCUCGGCAAGGAUGGUCAAUUUGCUGUUGUACUGCCGAAGGGUUCACCCGCUACCAAGUGGAAUAUUACAAGCACGGGUGCCGGAAAAUAUACGAUUGCUAUUGACCAGUCUUAUGCUCGACCCGACGGGGACAACAUCUCCCUGACUAUGGACAAACGUGCGCCGUUCGAAUGGACCAUUAUGAGGUCGGCGCCCCACCCGCCGCCCAUCGGAACUGAUAAUUUUGGCAUCAACGUCGACGCCCAGACUCAAUGGCACUAUGACCUAGGGGAUUCAGCGGUCGCGACUAAGGUCACUCUCGGCAAUGUCGGAGCUUCUAUCUGGAUUCACACUUAAAUUUGUCACGUUUAAUAUGUCGACUGAUUUAAGCAGUGUGUGUGUU
Gloeophyllum trabeum ATCC 11539 is the source of this 460-nucleotide messenger RNA. RefSeq lists its product as uncharacterized. The transcript has 4 exons. The coding region runs from base 1 to 414 and encodes 137 amino acids. NCBI's taxonomy places the organism in Eukaryota, Fungi, Basidiomycota, Agaricomycetes, Gloeophyllales, Gloeophyllaceae. The record is from RefSeq and is a predicted model, not a curated record.